UGGUAUUCUGCCAAGUAUUUGUCACGAAAUAGGAACACAAAAUUCUCCAAAUCUUAUAAUCCUGCUUUUUAAAACACACAGAAGACACAACAAAUAAAAUUGAACAAGAUUCUUAGAUUCGUUCGUAUCUAAAACACACAAACAUGUCUCGCUAUUCUUCCAAUCCCUUUCAUUCCGAUUCCGAUUCCGACUCUGUCAAUUGCUUCGUCACCGAUCUCUUCGAAUCCCACCGCUCCUCCUCCUCCUCCUCCUCCUCCGACCACCCUCCUCCUCCUCGCCGUUGCUCCUGCCACGACAUCAGCAUAAACCCCUUCUCCGGUGCCAUCUGCGACCUUCACCACCACCGCCCACAAGGCUUCCAGUUAGGGUUUGAUUUUGACGACGAAUUCGAUCCCCAAAACCACGAUCAGCUUUUCGAUUUCUCCGUCGGUGCUGCUCAUUCAACCGGCGGGCUUAGGGUUGUCGGCUUCGGUUCCGAUUCUGAUUCCAGCGGCGACGAGGGCGGGAACAUUGGUGGUGACAGGGUUGAAGGUGGGUUUGAUGAGUUUGAUGUUCGAUUGUGUUGGGAUAGUCUCUGUUUGGAGGAUCAGAGGAACCUCAAUGAAUGGGAGGAGGUGGUGGAGGAGAGUAGGCUGAAUGAGAGAGAGCUAGGUUCCACCUUGGUGAUUGAUGAGGUUGGGGUUGGGGUUGGGGUUGAGGUUGAGGAUCAAUCAGUGGCGUCCGGGUUCGAAGAGGAAGAUGAAGAGGAAGAGGCGUUUAGGCACCUGGAGUGGGAGAUUCUGGUGGCGGUUAACAAUUUGGAGAUGGAUGUUGCAUUGCAUCAUGAAGUUGAGAAUAGUUUUGAUGAAGGCUAUUUAACGGUUCAUGAAUAUGAUAGUUUUAUACCGACCGCGUUUCAGGAUGGUUUUAUAUCCACAGCUGAUUACGAGGUUCUUUUCGGGCAGCUUCUGCAGAAUGAGAGUGGCUUGAAAGGGAGCCCUCCCGCAGCCAAGAGUUUCGUGGAGAGUCUCCCCCUGGUCGAGCUCACGGAGGAGGAGUUGCGGGGGAAGGAUAUGGCGUGCGCCAUUUGUAAGGAUGAGAUCAUGUUGGAGGAGAAGGUGAGGAGGCUACCUUGCUCCCAUUGUUACCAUGGGGACUGCAUUUUGCCGUGGUUGAGUAUUCGCAACACCUGCCCGGUUUGUCGGUUCGAGUUGCCCACGGAUGAUCCUGAUUAUGAGCAGAGUAAGAUCGAGGGUGCUGCCGCCCAUGGUCUUAUGGAGCUUGCAACAGAGAUGCAGUUUUGACCUGUUGAUUCAGGUUAUAUACCCCUGGUUUAUGUAUAUAUAGCAGUUUGCUUUGCCUCAUAUCCAACUGAUGAUGAGAACAAAUGUUUUGUAAUUAGUUUUCAUGUUGUGGUGGUUUUGGAAUAAGUUUAACUAUAUAGCAUGCUCUGGAUAGACAAGAAAUGGAUGCUUGUCAAUACUCAGUUUAUAUUCAAAAAUAUACCACAAGAAGGAUCAUGUUAAAGGUUUAGUAUUUCUUUUCA
Messenger RNA from Lotus japonicus, 1525 nucleotides. RefSeq lists its product as uncharacterized. Gene Ontology annotation, biological process: protein ubiquitination. NCBI's taxonomy places the organism in Eukaryota, Viridiplantae, Streptophyta, Magnoliopsida, Fabales, Fabaceae. The coding region runs from base 144 to 1283 and encodes 379 amino acids. Gene Ontology annotation, cellular component: cytoplasm. The transcript has a single exon. The record is from RefSeq and is a predicted model, not a curated record. Gene Ontology annotation, molecular function: ubiquitin protein ligase activity.